Messenger RNA from Condylura cristata (star-nosed mole), 1672 nucleotides. RefSeq names its product cysteine and glycine-rich protein 1 (gene CSRP1). Gene Ontology annotation, biological process: muscle tissue development; sarcomere organization. The record is from RefSeq and is a predicted model, not a curated record. Gene Ontology annotation, cellular component: cytoplasm; nucleus; Z disc. Lineage: Eukaryota; Metazoa; Chordata; Mammalia; Eulipotyphla; Talpidae. Bases 102 to 617 code for a protein of 171 amino acids. The transcript is spliced from 6 exons. Gene Ontology annotation, molecular function: structural constituent of muscle; actinin binding.
ACGCCUUCCAGACGCGGAACAAAACCGGGCGCGGGAGGUCCCGCCCAGACGCCGAUUCUCAGAGGUUUCCCGCCCGUGCGCCGCCGGAGCCCCCUGCAAGAAUGCCGAACUGGGGAGGAGGCAAGAAGUGUGGGGUGUGCCAGAAGACGGUUUACUUUGCUGAGGAGGUUCAGUGCGAAGGCAACAGCUUCCACAAAUCCUGCUUCCUGUGCAUGGUCUGCAAGAAGAAUCUGGACAGCACCACCGUAGCCGUGCAUGGUGAGGAGAUAUACUGCAAAUCCUGCUAUGGCAAGAAGUACGGCCCGAAGGGCUACGGCUAUGGGCAGGGUGCGGGCACGCUGAGCACCGACAAGGGCGAGUCGCUGGGCAUCAAGCACGAGGACCCGUUUGUGGUGGGUCUGGUGCCACCCAGCUCUUGCAACAUCGACUUGAAGGUGGUCCAGGCGUCCUGGCAUAAAUCCUGCUUCCGCUGUGCCAAGUGUGGCAAAGGCCUUGAGUCCACCACCCUGGCCGACAAGGAUGGCGAGAUUUACUGCAAAGGAUGCUAUGCUAAAAACUUCGGGCCUAAGGGCUUUGGCUUCGGGCAAGGAGCCGGAGCUCUGGUCCACUCGGAGUGAGGCCCGUGAGGCCUCCGCACCCUGCCCACUCCUGUGCUUCUCAUCGCCGCUCCCUCCCAGCAGCCUCAGCCACCUCCGGACUCCGCCUCCUUCUUCUCCCAGCCUCACCACACUUCACUAAUGACUUGAACUUGGCUGUCUGGCUCCGUCUGGUUUGGGGUCUGCCUGCAGACCACCCCUCUAAAAGACUUGGCCUGCCUGGGCUGUGGCGAUGUCUCCAGUAGGGGACCUCAGUGUUUUAGUCUGAGUGGGCUGAGGACCCUCUCCCCACACCCCAGCCAACACCCCUCUUUUCAUAGCCUCUAAGACUAAGAGCCCAUCAUCUGGCCAAGACACCGGCGCCCACAUCCCAGAGCCCCACGAACAGCAGGAUGCCAGGGAGGGAGGCAUGGAAGGCUGUGGUUUAUCAUCAACCCCGAGACUCCUCAGGGGGGAAGCGGGUGGGCUGUGUCUUACCCCUCAGGCUGGAGAGCCAUCAAGCGGGGUGGGGCAGAGAGGCAGGCAAGGCCAAGGGCACAGGAAGCACCAGCUUCUAUAGGCCCCUUGCUUUUACUGAUGUCCUUCCCCUCAGGGUUGGUGGGGAAGCUGGUGUGAGGACCCCAAAGUCAGGAGGUCAUUUCACCUUUACAGGCAUCUAGCUACCUGCUUGAUUGGGCCCUUAUUGAAACACCACACACCCACUCAGUUACCAGUGGCCCCAACCUGAGGGCAGAUGGCUCCACCCCUCACACUGGGCCCCCAGACUCGGCCAGGGACAGUGCCAGCACAGCCAGGCCAGCUCUCUAGGCCUCCCUGUGGGGGAGCCACACACAGCCACAGGCUCCCCCCACACCCUCCUCCCUGCACUUGGUCCUCAAGACCUUCCUGCCCCUUCCACCCCACCCUUCUCUAGGGACCCUGCUCUUGCCACCCCGCUUCUUUCCAGGCCCCCAGGGCUGAAGCAGCAGGAGAAGGGGAAUGGGGCCAGAGGAAGACACUGGGGCCUGCGGGAAGGGGCCAUGAGGGCUGUAUUCAAGCUCACGCCUCAUCUGGCCAAUAAAGCUGUUACAACAGAA